Molecule: messenger RNA, 1763 nt
Organism: Hibiscus syriacus
Lineage: Eukaryota; Viridiplantae; Streptophyta; Magnoliopsida; Malvales; Malvaceae
Product: putative protein phosphatase 2C 53
Biological process (GO): protein dephosphorylation
Molecular function (GO): protein serine/threonine phosphatase activity; cation binding
Source: RefSeq, a predicted model, not a curated record
UCCCCUCUACCCAAACAGAAGAGAAGAAAGCUCAGAGAGAAAACGAGAAGAGAAGAUAAGAGAAGAGAAGAAUAAUGUCUUUGUCUCUAAUUGUGCCAUCGUCUCCCAUUUUCACCCCAAAGAAGCUCCCUAAAAUAUACUGCAAAUCGGACGGCUCAUCUUUGCCUUCAUCUCGGAUCAAUGGUUCUCAAGCGCCGUCAUCUCCGUUAUCUAGUUUGUUGUCCCCCACGAAAUCGCCUCGUCAGCUCUCGUCAACCUCCUCCGUAGCGACGCCGCCUUCGUCGCCGUUGAAAUCUCCCUUGUCGCUUUGCGUCUCGAAGAAACAGCUACCCUUCGGAACGGAUCCGGCGCCGUCUGUUGUGAAGAGGAAGAGGCCGGGGAAGAUAGAGAUACCGACGUUGAUGGCGGUUCAGCUGGGAUUCGCGGCGGAGACGCCUAGAGGUGAGGAGGAGGUUCAGGUGGAAGGGGAUGUAUAUUCUGUUUAUUGUAAGAGAGGGAGAAGAGAAAUGGAAGACCGUUACUCUGCUGCCGUUGAUCUUGACGGAGAUCCCAAACAGGUUUUCUUUGGUAUUUAUGAUGGGCAUGGAGGUUCAAAGGCAGCUGAAUUCGUGGCAAAUAAUUUAGAUAAGAAGGUAAUGGCGGAGGUGUCGAAAACUGGUGAAGAUGUUGCCAUUGAUGAUGCAAUUAGAGAGGCAUAUUUAGCCACCGAUAUAGAUUUGCUCAAGGACGAUGUGGGUGGUGGUACUUGCUGUGUCACGGGAUUGGUUCGUAAAGGUGAUCUUUUCGUAUCAAAUGCAGGCGAUUGUCGUGCUGUUUUGAGUCGAAACGGUGUAGCAGAGGCCUUGACGUCCGAUCAUCAACCUUCUAGGAAAGACGAGAGAGAUAGAAUCGAAGCUUUGGGUGGUUAUGUGGAUUGUCGCCAUGGUGUUUGGAGAAUUCAAGGUUCUUUAGCUGUUUCAAGAGCAAUUGGUGAUAAACAUCUUAAACAAUGGGUAAUCGCAGAACCAGAGACGACAAGGAUAAAAAUUAACCCGGAGUGCGAGUUUCUGAUCCUUGCUUCGGAUGGUCUUUGGAAUAAGGUUACUAAUCAAGAAGCGGUCGAUUUGGUCCGUCCAUUCUGCGUAGGCCUCGAUAUGCCUAAUCCAUUUUCUGCAUGCAAAAAGCUGGCUGAAUUAUCGUCAUGGAGAGGCUCAUUCGAUGACAUUAGUGUGAUGAUAAUCCAGCUACAACAUUUUGUUUCUUGACCCGUCAAGAGCAAAAUGAAUCAGUUCAAAUUCGAUCGACUGAGAUCGAAUCUCUCGCUGUUAUUAAAAGCUAGAAGAGACCUCUUAGACUAGUUAUACUUUAAAUUUUGCUUCAUCCGUUCAUCCGGUGGCUGCAGUGUUGGUGGGGUUAGUAGCUUGGACAUGGACAUGGACAUGGCAAUGUGUUCCUUGCAGAUUGCAUAUCAUAUUAGGGUCCAAUUGGUUCCCACCCAUAGAGUUUGUGGUUACCUUUUACCAUUGACUCAUAAGGAAUCAUCAAAUAAUUUUUAUGAAGUACAGGUAGUGGAGCACUUGUAGCAGCUGUUGAUGAUCAACCCCACGAGUUGACAUCUUGAUCAGGCACAAUGGGUCACAUUUGGCAGCUGGCUUUCUGCACUUCUCCAAAAGCAUGGAUGAAUUGUUUGCCAAUGCUUUUCUUUUAUGUUUUAGUAAAUUAUAAUUACGGGAUUAAUGUAAUUCAUGUUCCCUGUCUUUUAUGUAUUAAAAAAAUGCAAUUAA